AUGGAAAGGCAUGAUGAAGCAUAUCAUGGGUGGGAGGACCAACAGAUUAAGGGAUCGAACAUGGUCAUGAACAAUGAUAUAUCUAGUUCAUAUGAAAGUGUUGAAGGUCUAGGAAAUUUUGUUUCAGAAGAAGCUGAAGUUCCGUUGAUUGGAAUGUUUUUUGAAGAUGAAAAUCAAAUGUUCCAGUAUUACAAGAGAUAUGGGCAACUGAUGGGAUUUCCUGUGAAGAAAAGGAUUGUAAACAAGGAUAAGGAUGGAUUGGUUAAAUAUUUGACAUUCACAUGUGGCAGAGCAGAUAAAAGCAAUACACAUACUAACAAUUUCAUAAAUCAUCGGUCAAAUGCGAAGGUUGAUUGUAAAGCUAGGUUGAGAGCCCGUUUAUCUAAAGAGGGUAAGUGGGAAAUUACAAAUUUUAUCUAUGAUCAUAACCAUGUAAUGAGUCCAUCGAAGUCGAGGUAUUUUAGUUGCAAUCGGUUAAUUAACCCUCAUAUUAAAAGGCAACUGGAGAUUGAUGACAUAGCUGGGAUUAGAGCCAAUAAAAGUCACAAUGCCCAGGUAAUUGGUGCUGGGGGGCAUGAGAAGUUAUUGUUUUUGGAACAAGAUACUAGAAAUUUACUUGCAAAAACUAGACGCUUGCGACUUGGCGAAGGGGAUGCCAAUGCAAUUCAGAGUUAUUUCAGCAAGAUGCAAUCACAGAAUGAUGGGUUUUUUUCACUAAUUGAUUGGGAUGAGAAAGGUAGGCUGAAAAAUGUUUUUUGGACUGAUGCAAGGAGUCGGGCAGCUUGUCGUGAUUUUGGGGAUGUCAUUACGUUUGAUACGACAUAUUUGACUAAUAAGGUGUGGGCUGAUUUCAAACGAAGACACGGACACUUUCAUAUGGUUAUUUCGGACUUGGCUCUCAUGUAUGCAUAA
This is a messenger RNA of Tripterygium wilfordii, 912 nucleotides long. Its product is annotated as protein FAR-RED IMPAIRED RESPONSE 1-like. Bases 1 to 912 code for a protein of 303 amino acids. NCBI's taxonomy places the organism in Eukaryota, Viridiplantae, Streptophyta, Magnoliopsida, Celastrales, Celastraceae. The transcript has 2 exons. The record is from RefSeq and is a predicted model, not a curated record.